Messenger RNA from Dipodomys spectabilis (banner-tailed kangaroo rat), 960 nucleotides. It is a transcript of the gene Cfap77, whose product is annotated as cilia and flagella associated protein 77. NCBI's taxonomy places the organism in Eukaryota, Metazoa, Chordata, Mammalia, Rodentia, Heteromyidae. The coding region runs from base 1 to 960 and encodes 319 amino acids. The transcript is spliced from 10 exons. The record is from RefSeq and is a predicted model, not a curated record.
AUGCCGGAGCCCGACACGUCCGCCCAGGACCUCACGCGAUGGAAGAAGAAGAAGGAGCCGAUGCACCGCACCGUCAGCCAGAUCUGCCCGCCGCCUCGGCGGCCCCUGACGCUGGCCGACAUCCGCCCGGGCAUGGAGAACGAGCGGCUGGGGGUCGUCCGCGACUCCAUGUUUCAGAACCCGCUCAUCGUCAAGGUGAGGCGCCCGCCGAAUUUUGGGCUCCCUUAUUCCCAUGCUGGGACAUCUUCUGUACACAAGCUUAUCCCCUCACUGGCAGGAAGCCACAAAGGUGGCCCAAAAGCAGAGCUGGGCAAGCCAAGGGAGAGAAACUGCAGCCUGCCCGGUGUUGAAUUCAACUACGGCCUCUACACCCGGGGCCUGGACGGAGGGGUCCCCGAAGCCAUCGGGCACUGGAACGUGCUUAAGCAGCAGCCCACCUGCCCCCAGGAGCUGACCCGGAACUACAUCGCCAUGAACCGAGGGGCGGUGAAAGCCGGCCUGGUGACGGCCCACGAGAACGUUCUCUACCGGAGGCUCAAUGACAUCCGCAUCAGUGAGCAGGAUGACAGGCGCCUGAAGAAGGAGCCACCGUCCAUCCCUGCGGACAUGACUUUCGGGAUCCAGUCACGGCCGUCGACGCCCUUCUUCGAUCUGCUUCAACAUCGCUACCAGCAGCUGUGGGUGCAGGAGCAGAAGGCCACGCAGGCAGCCAUCAAGCUGGAGAAGAAGCAGAAGGUGGUCCUGGGGAAGCUGUACGACACCCGGAGCAGCCAUCUGCGGAAGUACAAGCCCCCCGUGAAGCUGGACAGCCUCUGGCACAUGCCUCACUUCCAGAAGGCCGUCUCCCAGCUGGACACGUUCCCCACGGAGGCCGAUCGCCAGCGAGCCUUCAGAGCGCACCGUGAAGAGCAGGCUGUGCGCCAGGGGACACUGCGCAUGGGCAACUACACCCACCCCUAG